AUGGCUCCCAAGAAUCCCAGGACGGGGGAUAGCCGCGCCACCGGACGAGAUAACUCGUCCGACGUCCUUUCACGUCGCGGUGGUUCAACAGCUGCUCAACUAGAUAGCGCUGGCCACCGCGAGAGUCCUCUAAUGGAGGUGGAGGAGGAGGAAAGACGCUCUCCACACGAUCAUGUGGAUCGGUGUGUUCCCGAGAGCUUCUUUGAUCGCGUAACGCAAGGGUUACGCGACGAUCUCGAACAUGAGCGGAAUAGGCGUCUCCAAAUGGCGGACACUGCCUCGAAGCAUCGAGCUGAGUUUGCCUUUGCUCAGCUUGAGAACGAGAGAUCUCUGACAUCUCUUCGUGACGAGCUAAGGGUAGCUUGUGUGGAUAUGGACCGGUCUCGGGAUGAGAUAACUGCUCUUCAGACCCUUGUCGAUGCCCACCAUCGGGAGCACAAGGCUCUCUGCGAGAUGCUUGAGCGCAAGGGCGUUCUUCAUUGGAAGAAGCAGCGUACUGAUGGUGCGGCUUAA
Peronospora matthiolae is the source of this 513-nucleotide messenger RNA. NCBI's taxonomy places the organism in Eukaryota, Oomycota, Peronosporomycetes, Peronosporales, Peronosporaceae. The record is from the annotation of a GenBank genome assembly.